This is a messenger RNA of Ochlerotatus camptorhynchus, 6218 nucleotides long. Its product is annotated as general transcription factor 3C polypeptide 1. The coding region runs from base 63 to 6215 and encodes 2050 amino acids. The transcript is spliced from 6 exons. Gene Ontology annotation, molecular function: DNA binding. Gene Ontology annotation, biological process: 5S class rRNA transcription by RNA polymerase III; transcription initiation at RNA polymerase III promoter. Gene Ontology annotation, cellular component: transcription factor TFIIIC complex. Lineage: Eukaryota; Metazoa; Arthropoda; Insecta; Diptera; Culicidae. The record is from RefSeq and is a predicted model, not a curated record.
UCAGUAACGUUUGUACUCGCUUUUGUGUAGUGCCUGAAUAAUCCCAUAAUUUUCCAUGUAAAAUGCUUCGAAACGGUCCGCUUUCGGCGGUCCUCCACGAGGAAGUGGCCCUGGAAGGGCUGGAAGGCACAACGCUUGACACGUUGUGGAACCAUUUGGCAAUCCGUUUGAAAAUCAAGAUGCCUGUUCCGCCGAAAUUCUGCCAUUCCGUGUGGUCUUUGAUUGUGCAGAACAGUGAGUACAUGUUCUUUCAGCUUCCGGAACCGCGGAAGCCCUUUGUUUAUUUCGACCGAAUGGAGCAGGUGGACCCAUCCACUGGUGUCAUGAAGGAACCCAAGGAAUAUCCCGGCCAUCGGUUCAAAUACAAUCCCGUCACGGCCAACGGGAUAAGAGGCUCGUGUGAAUGCUACGAUACGCGGCAGGUUGUCUCCAGAGAGGAACUGGCCACAAUGAGCUAUCUGGAUGUGGAGAAUAGAUGGCCCAACAUGUUUAUUAUCGUUGCUUCGCAGAAAAUGCGAGAAUCGAUUAUUAUAGAACCGAAUUGUACAUCUGAAUUAUCUAUAAUCCAGUACUGUAUGCUGGAAUGGAUAGCAAGGUCCCGUUACAACGGUGAAACCUCCCAAGGCAAGUUCUCCCUGGUCGAGCUCACAAAGGACUCGAGCAUUCUUUACUAUAAUCGUAAGUUUUUGACCGACUGUAAGCUGAUCACCCGCCAGGCGCUGUGUCAGCGAACGGGCGACACCAGCAUACAGGGAAUGGUUUACCACCUACCUCGGUACUACUGUGAAAUGAAACCGAAAGCCCUAGUGAUCACCGAGAAAGUGGUCAACAUACUGAAAACGCGUCCAAACUACAUAGCGGAUUAUGAUGAGAUCAAACUUAUCGUCUUGGGGCGAGCCGAAGCGCGGAAAUGGUUCCGCGGCAAUGAGUUUACAAAAUUCAUCAGAACCGACGAAACGGUCGCCUACCGCACCCUCUACCCGGAUGCGGAACCGCGCGAGUAUAUGCUGAAGAACAAACGGAACGAGGAGAAGCAGAUUCGCAUAAUGCGGCUCAUAGACCCGGAUGCGGAUGUCUACGAUCUGUGGUACAAGGAAGAACAAACGGAGGAAGACCAGAAGGAUGGAUUUUUGGACUCGCAGAAGGCGUAUAUCGACAUGCCGGUGCUGCAGCAGGCGUACAAUGUGAUAGCGAACUCGGGCGAUCAGGGCAUUUCGCAGUCCGUGCUGGCAGUGCAGAUGGGUCUGGAUCGGUUGAACGCGAGGGCAUUGGUGAAAAAUCUGAUGCGAAUCAAAGCCGUCGAAGGCAGUGCGGUGGACGAAGGUCGGCAGCGAACAACUAAAUACUUCCUUCCGGGCAUGAACCAGCGUACGAUCACAUUCGACAAGGAAGCCAUCCAACUGAUGAGCAGCCACCAUUCACUGUCAGGAAACGUAUCGGAACAACAACCGCAGCAACAGCAACAAACUUCAGUUCAGACACCACCUCAACUGCCACUGCCGAUUCCGUUGGCGUCGACCUCCGGCCCAACGAACUUAAGUGAAUCGAGCAGCCUCAGUACGACCGUGGAUCAGGAACACUUAGACGAAGAGGACGAAGAACGGUACAAGAUGCACUUGAAUUUGUAUUCCAAUGCUAACACCACCAUGCUGGAUUCGAUCGAUGUCGAGAUCAACAUCAGCGACGAGGUGGCCGGAUUGAAGAAGACCCUCGGAGGCAUUUCGGCCAUGAACUCCAAGCACAUCAGCGCCAAAGUGCUGAAGCGUUGCAAUUUGAUACUGGAGCUGGUUAAAACUUACCAGGUGGUCGAACCGAGGGAGGUGCUGAAGAAGAUCAACAAGGACGAGAGGGAGAAAGGCUACAAGGGAGAAGCGUGCCACAAGUCGGUUCUGAGACUGAUUGGAAGGCUGGCGGUGGAUAAGUAUUUGAAGAUAGCGAAUGUGAAGCUGUCGAAGGAGGAAAGGGUGAUCAAUGUGGCGUACGCGUGUGAUAUGGUGGUGGGCAACGAUAGUCCCAGUCUGAAGGGGAAGAUUGAGGCGGCCAAGGCCAGGAUGAUGCUAUCGGCUGUGGGGCAGUCGAGUGCGAAGAAACCGCUGACGGAAAGUGAAACGUUACACGCUACCGUCGGCACAAGCUACGAGGGAACGCUAGCCAAAUGUUUGAGGAUGAGGUUGUUCCAUGAGUUUCUGUUCUACUUGAUUUAUGAGCUUUCACCUGAUGCACAGGAAUUACACGGUAUGGAGCUGGAAAUAAUGGAUUUGAGUUCCGCCCAGGAGGAUUUCGGUCCAGUUUACUUUGCUGAGGCUGGAUGGAAGAUGUUCGUGCCGCCAUUAAAUGUGUACGAAAGCUACGGGCAAGGAUGGGCCUUGUUGACGGAUAUAACACUGCGCUUGCCGUUGUCGGUAUUCUGCCAGAUUUGUACGUUCGGAUUCUACACGAAGGAACUGGACUAUUGGUUAAAUCAUCCCGUUCGGCAGCAUAUGCUGAUCAAGCAGUUGCCGAAACAGAUUCGCCUACAGCUGUUCCGGCAGCGGAAAUAUAUCUUCAACAUUUACGAGCUAUCUCAGAAGCUUUGCUACGCUGGUUUGCUACAAUUCGGCCCCCAGCGAAUGAAGGAUCGUGAUCAGACGUUUAUCUACGUGAAUAGGACAGCGGCAUUGUUGGAUACUCGGGAAUCUGCCAUCGGGUACAACGAGAUUGAAGAUAGGGAGUAUCCGGUGAAGGCUUUUAAGCUUGAUUGCAUGGAUGAUUUGCACAGCUAUUGGGAGCAUUUGUACAAGAUCGCCUUGGGCACCCGGCUGAAUCGCCGAAGUGCUGCAUUUGGAAAGGAUAUUCUGGUUCAGCAGCUGCAUGUCAAACCGGAGAUUGUGGAAGCUUGCAAGACUCGGACACCGGAGCAGGCGGUCGAGUUUGACGUGCCUCAGCUACCUCCGGGAGAUAAUCGCGGUGCAGCGGGAAUGGAUACGGCCAUGUUCGUUCAUUUGAAGUCCAACUGGAGCAAGGUGAUGAACUAUGCACCGGCAGUGAAGAAUCACCUAGCAAAAUUGAAACGAUUGAAGACGAUGAAGAAGAUUGCUCAGUUGCAUAAACCCACGGCAGCCCGCAGCACGAUCAGCAAGAAGAUUAUGACCACUGGCAAGGAGAAGAAGCUCUGUCUGAAGGCCAAGCUAACGGUGAAGCCAUUUGCUUCGACCUACAAGAGAUUCAACGACAAGAAGCACACGAUCAAGGUUCGUAGGAUCGAGAAGCGUCCGGUGAAUAAACGAAAGAAAUCCAACUACGACGACGUCGACCGUGAGGCGUUGAAGCAAAUGGAGAAACUGAGAGUGGAUUGGAGUCACAAUGAGGACACGGUGCUACUGCUGUGCCGUAUCGGUUUGAGGUACCUGUACGGAGAGGUCUUGAACUCGAACAUGAUCAUCAACUCGGCUGUCUAUCGGGACAUUCUGCACUGGACCAAUCGGGAGUCGUUAAACAAAACCUCACGAGCUUGCCAGCGACGAAUCAACUAUAUGAUCAAGCACAAACCUGGUGUGGCUGCCAAUGUGAAGCUUUGCGUUGAGGAGGCCCGACUCAAUCCUGUCAUUGAGCAACGAUUCGGGAAAAAUUUCAUCGGUCGUUUGAAAACGUUCUUCCUCUCGAGUGAAGAUUUGGCCAUGGCACUUAAGAUUCAUUUUAUCGAGUUAGUCUUCAUGCUGAGAAAUACACUAACCAAGUUGAAGAUGAUUGAAGGCUUUCGACCGAUGGAGGGUUUUAAACGCCCCAAAGAGAGCCAGUUCAUUCCGGACACGAUAGCCGAGUUCGAGGAACGUUUCAACAUACUACAGGCAUAUGACAAACCGGAACCGCUCAACUUCAAUGCAAAUCCUACGAAUAUUGAGGAAAUCAUCGUACUCAAGUUGGCCACUUUGAUCCACAGUGCUGUGGUCACAGCCAGAGCCAAGGGUACCUUGAGCAUUCAGCUGUUCAACAUCUACAAAAACUACUCCGAAAAGCAUCUCUCCGCGGCCAUGAAGUUGGUUCGUUCGUUUCGUUUAAUCUCACUAUCCCGUAAGCUGAAGUCGGGACCGGAUGGUUCGAAAACCGUGAUGCCGUCGAUAUGCGAUAACCCCUACCACAUUUCAAUAACUUACCUGAAUCAAAUUGCGACGAAGAUCCCGUUCCAAAUGUUCAACCAUGUGUACUCUCAGUACUUAAAAAUGCUCGACCGCCCCAACUACGAAGAACCGCUGACCAUCGACGAUGGCAGGCAAGGCUUGGUCCUAUUGCUCGGUGAACUGGUGUCGGUGAACUCUGUGGAUGUCGAUCUGGAAACCGUCGGAGAUUUGAAUCCGGAACUGAAAAACACCAAUCCGGAUCUCAGGGAUGAUUUUGGAAGUGAUUUUGCCGAACUCGCCCAAGCUGUCGAACUGCGAGAGCAACAGCUAUCUGAGGGACCAGCUAAGCGAAUCAAGAGCGAACCUCGGUCGGCGGCCAAAGUCCACUUUGCAACGACCAGCGACGUCUUCUUCAACUACGUGAUGCACCCAGUCGAGAAGCUGACCAAAAUUCCCUCUGAAUAUUUGCACUUCUUCUGUGUUCUGAACAGCCUAAAAAAUGGAACCCUGCUGCGAACGAUCAAGAUCGACGAAACUUGCAACAUUUGCUCCAUUGAAAACUGCAUACUGCAGAGCACUGACCGGAAUAUCAUCCAAAAGUGCAUCACCAUCGCGCUGGGAAACCGGGAAACCAUCGAACGUAUCAAGGCGAACCGAGCCUCCCGCGUCGACAUGACUCCGCUGUUGGUGAUUCGCGAGGACAACAUUGCGCAAUACUUUAUGCGGACAAUCAAAGAAUACGGUAAACUGCAGGCCGCCGCUCAGAAGCGUGACUUCGGGCGACUUCCGGAAGGAAUGAAAUCCUCCGUCAACAUGGUGGACCUGGUCUACGACAUCGUGCAGUUCCAGAACGUUCAGGACUUCAACUGGUUGGAUCGCUACGAAAUUACCCAGUUGGACGACGACAACGGAAACACCCUGCUCAUGGAUCCCGAAGGCAAUGAACCGGAAUUCACCACCCGCGAUAAGACCGCCCUAGGAGACGAUAUGACCGACAAGGCCGUCGCCGUUAACUACAUGAAGAUCAACGUCAAACUCACUUACCAGGAUCCCGGCGAUCUCCGGGAUCGGAUCAACCUUGACAACCGUUUGAUCCCGAAGGUAUUCCUACCGGAAAAAUUCGUCGACCGCCAGGAUGUACUCACCAAAAUCACCAACGAUACCUUGUGGCCUUCUCGAGAUCAACUACAACCACUCCUCGAGCUAGCCUCUCCGUUGAUCUACCAGAACUCUCGCCUCUCGGCGGUGGCAAUAUUCAUCGAGGAAAAAGCUGACCUUGGAGCAACGGUUCAGGAGCUGGGCGAACAGUUCCGAAACCAUGCCGAGUUGAUCCAGGAUCUACAGGUGCUGCUCAAUUUCAAAUUCAUCCUGAGAACCGGCUUCCGACAUUUAACCUACGUCCACUGGCAGUACGUGACACCGUGGUUACUGCGGACGUCUUGCGUCGUACGUGGUGAACCUAGGGAAACGGUCGGCAUCAUUGAUCCUGUGCGUAUCAAACAGGAACCGGGCACAUCGCAACCGAAACGGACCAUUGCACGGUCGUCCGACGAAGAGGACGACGACAUAAUAGAAGAGGACGAGACGGGCGAGUUCGGUCCUCCGCCCAAGAACCGGCGAGACGAACUCCAACGGAAGAUUGCAGUGAUCGAGGAGAGGGAUCGAUUGAAACCGAAGAAGAACCUAUCCCUCGCGAUGACACCGUGGAUUAAGAUCAAUGGAGGAAUCGACCGACGGCUGAUGUACCGGUGGCUUACCACGCUGCUUCUUUACUGCAUGUCCCAUCCGGGAGUGCUGCUGAGCGUGGUCUAUUCCAGGUUCAACAUGAUGGCCCCGGUGCAUCUGUAUUAUUUGCUGGAGAUCCUGCAGGGGUACGGCUGUGUGAAUAUGUUCUCGAUGGAAGUACGACAAAAGCGAUCGCUUUUUUCCACGUAUCGACCGCCGAAAGUUGAUCUGGCCACCGAGUUUGACCGCGAGGACUGCACCUACAUCGAAACUAUGGCAAACGCUCUCAGCACGCUGACCUUGUUCAUCGGAGACUACCCCAAGUUCCAGGAAGACUUCCUAUCGCCCAUCAAAGCCCCCGAGCCGCAGGACGGGGAAGCGUCCGAUGAGUAAAUA